AUGCCCGAGCCCGAAGCAUCUAUAUUGCUUCUGGACAUUGCACUGACAAAAGAAAUUCAAAAACACUUGGAUCUGAAUCUGACCCUGGACCCAUGUCCCGGAUCAACGGUUCAUCGGCGCCCUGGUGCCAGUGCCCCUGGUGCUUGGUGCUUGGGCUCGAGGGCCUGGAGCGGAGCCAGAAGCCUGUACUCGUACGGAGUACGACAACGACGUAACAAGGGUUCAGAGCGAGGAGAGAGGAGCUUGGACCUGGUGUCACGCGAGUACGGUAUUACUGGUACGAAUACGUCAGGAGGAGAGAUUCUCCGAUUCUCCGGUCUCCGGGUCUCCGGAAUCCGGUUUUGUACGAGUCCGGAUACAGAUUACGCACGGGAGUUGCCAGAGUCUAGACGAUUCCUCGAGCGAGCGAACCUGGCGAUGAGGAAACGAGGCCUGGAGGGAACCAACCAGGGCAACGAGAGGAAACCAAACAAAAAAGGGAAAGAUGUCGUGCGCCAAGACGUCCUUCUCGGGCCGGGGAAGGGCCGGAGAGAUAAGAGUUAUUCGACCAAUGACAGGACGUCUAAACAAUAUCUCCUUUCACGGUACUGCAGUGUACAUGCGUACUCUUACACCACCCGGUGUAAGAAUUGUACACUAAAGAGUAAAUGGGUGAACAUACAUACUACAAUGAACGGGGAGGUCAGUGUGUCAAGGACUACGAGUACCAAGACAAGGUUCAAGCCGCGUGGUGAUCAUCUGGGAUCAUCAGGAUCCUCGGAUCGUCGACGCCAGAAACUGUAUUUGGCGGUCAGUGACGAGGCCUCAGCUACGGAUCAACAGGGACCAACGGUACAAUGUAAUACUGAGGGACAAUUUACCUUUUUGUCGACAUGA
Xylona heveae TC161 is the source of this 876-nucleotide messenger RNA. RefSeq lists its product as hypothetical. NCBI's taxonomy places the organism in Eukaryota, Fungi, Ascomycota, Xylonomycetes, Xylonales, Xylonaceae. The coding region runs from base 1 to 876 and encodes 291 amino acids. The record is from RefSeq and is a predicted model, not a curated record. The transcript is spliced from 8 exons.